UUUUUCCUUCAUAUCUGCAUAUUCUAACUUUGCUGUGUAGUUUUUCUAAUUCAAAUGAUAAAUGGGGAGAAAAAAAGCCUGGACACUUGAAGGUUCCAGUAUCAUUAAUCAUUCGCUGCAAUUCAUCUUACAACUUCAUGUGCCUUGCCUUUUGAUGUUAAAUGGACAGCUGGUUCUUGGCAUCUAUGCUCUUCUUUGAUCAGCCACUUGCUCCACCUCGACGGAAAUCUAUAAAAGCUUCAAAGGGAGGCAUGAAUUCAGAUGGUCAUUUGAGAAAAUCUGUAAGACCAGUGGCAAUACUAAAACCUAAAAUUCCAGUGAAACCUAAACUUCCUGAAGUCAAGAAGAAUGAUGAUCCACCUGGGAAAAGGAAAAAGAACCCUCCACGUCCACCACCGCCACCAAGCAAAACAAGGCCAAUUGGGCCAGAUAGUGAAAUUCCAAAGAUUUACAGCAACGAAAAUGCUUUUACCGAAACUGAUAAAUCUCAAAAUUUAUUGGAUGGAAAAAAGAAUAUCCCAAAACCUAAACCUGCACCAAGACCAAAAUCAAAACGACCAACUCCAAUUCCCAGAAAAUCAAUCAACAAAGAAAACAGUGUAAAUGCAAAGGAAGCAAAAGUUUGGACAGAGGAGGUAUCUAGAGAAACCGAUGAAACUAGUGAUGCAGAUGUGAGUGAAAAUCUUAAAGGAAGAACUUUAACACAUCCCUUACUACCUGAAUUUGAAAGCAAAGAGGGAAAAGUUCGAACUUUGUCUCAUCCUUUAAGAAAGAGUGACAAUUGUCAUAAAAUAACUUCUAAACAAACAAAGAAACAAAAAUAUAACCGAAGUUUGAGUCAGGAUAACCUUUUAAUAAAUGCAUUGCCUGUAGUGAAGUUAAAACGCUCAAAAAGUGUCGAUUAUGGACUUAAUGAAGGAACAGAACAUACCGUAAUAUAUCCAAAAUAUGAAAAUAUUGAUCCAAAAUACUUGAAAUUUGAUUCUAUGCCGAAAAAACAGAGAAGUUCAAACCAAAGUUCGUAUGAGAAUGUUACACUCCCUAAUGACAAUAGCAUAUACUCCAUACCAGUUAGACGACCUUCUUUACCAGACUACAAAGAACCCAGAGGCUAUUGUGGCAUUAGUAGUCCUUCUAGGGAUGAGAAAUCUACUCACUCAUGUGAAACUUUUAGUAAUCAGUUACCUGAUCUAAUUCGUUAUAAUGAUAAUGAAAUGGACUCAAAAAGUUGUCCAUCAACACCCAUAGCGAAAAUGAAAAGACAAGCUCCAUCGGCUCCAUACCUUGGUUUACAUAAAAGUGUGAAAGAAUAUUUACCAAAAUCAUCUCAUUCGCCUCUUGAUAAUGAAAUUCUAAAGGUGACUUCUAAGGGUAGUGACAAUUUAUCAGAUGAAGGCUUGUAUUCUGUUCCUCCAUCCAAUCAGCCGGGUAUAAAUAUCUCCCCUAAAUCAGACAAUCCUUCAAACUUCCCAAGUACGUCAGCUGGUUAUGCUAAAUACACACCUUCAAACACAUCCAGCACAAAAAACAGUACUAAAAAAACAGAUAGCCAGUAUUACAAUGUUGUCCUUCAAGUGUCACCAAGUAAUCACUCCUAUCCUAAGAGUGAUUUAACAAGCAGUAUUAGGCCUGUAGCUAGUGAUGCAGAAACCAAAAAAGCUCUUCACGGACCUCAUGUUAGUGAUUCUGAAUCACUGGAAUCUUCCUCUUCUGAUAUAUCAUCAAAUAUUUACUCUUGUCCUAAGUCUGAAUUAAAACAAUCUGCAAGAAUUAUUACUUCUGUAAAAAGUGAUGCAGAAUCCAAUAAAAUCCUGCAUGAAGCUUAUGAAAGCAACUAUGACUGUCCAAGAUCUCCCUCUAAAGCUGGUCUUAAGAUUAUGCAGGAAGAAAUGUAUGUUGAUAUGCUCAGUAGUACCUAUGAACAAGUUGAUGGAAACAAAGGUGAUAAAAAUAGUGCUUAUGAAGACAUUAACCUACCGUUACAUAACUCUUCAACUUCAGCUUCUGAACAGCCACCUCGACCUCCUCCACCGCGCAUUGCUUCUUCUGUUGUAGAGAAGGGGCAAUUAGAUACUAACAUUUAUACAACGGUUGGUAGCUUAGAACAUCAAUCAAAUUCAAGUCAAAGAGUAGAAGAAGUUUCUUGCUCUGAGUCAGAAAGUGACGAAGACUAUGAAAAUGACGACAUGAAGCAACUAGAACGUCAGGGUGGUGAUAAACUCUUUUAUAUUGCAAAUGAAAUCUUAACCACAGAGAAAAGUUUUGUACAGGCUCUGAAGUUAAUAUGCGAGGACUUUGGUGGCUCACUCAAAGGUGCAAUGGCAAAAAAUUCGAAGCUCCUUCCAGACGGAUGUUAUUCAGAAAUGUUUUUAAACAUUGAACAAAUUUAUGAGCUAGAUAAAAAGUUUCUUCAGGAACUCGAGGAAAGAAUGCAGAAUUGGGACCUUCAUAAGAGGAUAGGAGAUUUAAUUCGUGAAUAUGGACAUUUCUUGAAGAUGUACACCACCUACAUAAAAGGAUAUGAUAAUGCAAUGUCAACAUUUCUGGAGAGUUGUUCUACCAACAUGAAAUUCAUGCAACUUGUUUCAGAUUUCGAAAGAAGCAAGAAGGCCCAGAAUAUGAAGUUGAGUAGCUACAUGUUGAAACCAAUUCAACGCAUCCCAAGUUAUCGACUUCUUUUGUUAGAUUAUUUGGAUCAUUUACCAGAAGACAGUGUUGACUAUCAAGACAUAAAACAUGGUGUGGUGAUUGUAUCAGAUAUUGCAAAAUACAUCAACGAGAGUAUGAAAGAAGGAGAAAAGUUUCAGGAGGUGUUACGAAUCCAAUGUCAGAUUGUGAACGCAAAAGAUAUUGUCAAACCAGGAAGGUGUUUACUGAAAGAAGGGACAUUACAAAAAUUGAGCCGAAAAGAAUUACAGCCAAGAACUUUUAUUUUGUUUACUGAUGUGCUGUUAUAUUGUUCCUCAUUUGGUCAUAACCAGUUAAAGCUGAUUAUGGAGAUGCCAUUAGCUGGAAUGAUUGUGCAACAUCCAGAUUCGCAGGAUUUAACAAAUGAGUUUACUAUAAUAAGCACGCGAAGGUCAUUCCUGGUCAACGCAAGUUCUCCAAAAGAAAGAGAAGAUUGGAUAGCUGCAUUGACAAGUGCGAUUACGGAAGAGACGAAGAAACGCGAAACGUUCACUUUAAAGAGAGUUCAAAACGAGAUUAGUAACAUACAGAACUUGUCAUCUGGUCCUGGAGAUAUCGCACCACCUUGGAUACCUGACAGCCGAGCGACGAUGUGUCAAAUUUGCACGUCGGCUUUUUCUGUGUACAACAGAAGACAUCAUUGUAGAGCUUGUGGAAAGGUCGUUUGUAACAACUGCUCUGCAUAUGAAGCUCCUCUCAAAUAUAUGGAUAACGAUGUAGCAAGAGUUUGCGAGAAGUGUUAUACUUUCCUGCUCGAAAAGUUUCAGCAAGUUGAACAAGACAUGGUAGGAGAAGCUUUGGAAGAGCUUAAAGCAAAGUUUAAAAAUAGAAUGAAACGCAGGAAAACGAAGAGAAUUCUACCUUCUACACUCACUGAGGUCGGUGCACAAGAAGAAGGCAUCGAGACAAGCGGUUUUCUUCGUUCAUCAAAAAAAGGGAAGAAGGAGAGGAGAUAUUGGUUUGUAUUGAAAGAUCAUGUUUUAUACAUGUACAAAGCUUCUUCGGAUCCAGCUGCUUCAUCCACCACUCCAGUGCUUGGUUAUAAAGUUGAUGUGGCAGGAAAUUGGGAUGAAGAAGAUUUUGUGUUUCACUUAACACAUCCCGGUGUGAAAGAACCAUUGAUCUUUAAAGCUGAAAAUCGCACGGCUGCCGAGAGGUGGUUGCAUUGCUUGCUCAAAGCGACAGCGCUGUCGUCAUCCUAAUGAUCGAUGUUGGUUUGUAAUCUUGUCAACUUUGCUUGGUGUAAUCCAUUGUUAAACAAAUCCAUUCAUUAACAAAAAAUUCAAUAACAAAAUAUGUCAAGGAGACUAAUUAUUUGACAUAAACAUUCCAUUAAUUUUCCUGUCCUACAUCAUAGUGAACAAGUGCAAUCACAUAAAAGUGGUUUAGUCGCAUAUCGCGUUUAAGUACAAUUAAAUUUGCUUGGAAAGUAACAAUCGAAUUGAAAUUUGAAACUGAUAACCAAAUUUACCAUAAAUAUUUCACAAAAAAAUUUUAGUUUAUUUGCCAAAAUUAAACCUCACGCAAAUUCACUCUCCCAACAUAUUUUGAGUAUUGUUAACAUUUGAACGAUUACCAGAUUGAAUUUGUCCAUUGGUAUUCACCCUUACCAAAAUGUUUUCACACUGAAAUUACAGUAGAAAGCUCUCUGGCUGUUUUAAUGACAAUUGUAGCGGAGGUAAAGAGAAUCUAAGUUGUUGUUUUUAACUACUCCUCGAAAGAACUUUUUUUCUGUUAAUUUGUUCACACUUGAGGUUUAGAUGUACACAUUACGUUGAUUAGUUUUUCCAAAGACAUAUUUUCGCAAUUUUAAAAACUUUUUAUUUCUUGCAGAUUAAUUUUCACGAAUCCUGUUCAGAUAUUUUACGAAGAGUUUUUUCGCCAAUGAAUACUCUUAAUAUUCUUUGCUCAUGAAGAAGACCACGUGACAUUGAAAGUUUCCAAUGAAACAGAACAAAACAAAACAGAAAAAAAGAAAAAGAAAAAUACCUUUAAUAU
Hydractinia symbiolongicarpus is the source of this 4686-nucleotide messenger RNA. Its product is annotated as FYVE, RhoGEF and PH domain-containing protein 6-like. NCBI's taxonomy places the organism in Eukaryota, Metazoa, Cnidaria, Hydrozoa, Anthoathecata, Hydractiniidae. The record is from RefSeq and is a predicted model, not a curated record. The coding region runs from base 162 to 3890 and encodes 1242 amino acids. The transcript has 27 exons. Gene Ontology annotation, molecular function: guanyl-nucleotide exchange factor activity; metal ion binding. Gene Ontology annotation, cellular component: cytoplasm.